AUGCGCGACGAGCGCGCUCGGGAAGCGGCCGCGGGCGACGCGGAGCUUCCGCCGGAGGACGACGCGGUCGAGAUGGCGAGCGCCGUCCACGUGCUGGACAGCGUGGCGGAGGAGACGAAGGCGAUGCGCCGGAAGCGAAAGCGCGAGGAUGCCAGGGCGGCGCUCGACGGCCACACUGUCCUGUCCACCGGAUCGCGCCUCGAGAUCUUCUGCGACAAUGAGCGGUGGUACCCUGCGACCGUCAUGGCGCGGGAGGAGGACGGGGACGGACGGAUCGUGAUCCUUUUGGACAGCUUUUGGACCUUUCGCAUCGCCGCCGCCGCAAAGAGCCCCGGGCUCAGCGCGCCUCAGCCUCGCAGCCACUAG
Molecule: messenger RNA, 366 nt
Organism: Emiliania huxleyi CCMP1516
Lineage: Eukaryota; Haptophyta; Isochrysidales; Noelaerhabdaceae
Exons: 4
Coding region: 1-366 (121 amino acids)
Source: RefSeq, a predicted model, not a curated record